CUAAUCGGAGAGCCCCAUCAUCUUUGUGAUUGGCUGCAGAAAUCUAGGUACCGCGUAGCCGCGUAGGGAGAUUUACUAUGGGGAAUCGUGUGAGGAAAACGCUGGUUGCCAACUGCUAGUAUCGGGGAAAAAAAUGAGGCGAACACAGCGCGAUGUUCAAGGGCUCACAGUAGUUUUCCGUUCGGCAUUUAGAUCGUCAGUGGUAGCCACGUAGCUUCAGCUGUCAAUGCUAGCGAAUAAUCUUAGCUAGCACCGCCGUGCAUCAAUAUUUCGUCUUCUAGCCUAGUGCGUUCUUGUGUUUUGUAGCCACGAGGUUUGGAUUGCCGGGUGGUUACAAAUUUUUAAUUUAGAAUUUAAGAAAUUUUUUUUAAAGCGAUACUCGUGUGACGUUUUAUUGACCGCGUUAAGUGUAGUAAGACAGGUUUCGAAAGUGGCGUUUUUGUUAGCUUUACUAUGGCUGAACAGCCGGUUCCUGGGGGAAGCGGUGCUGCCUCUUCUGCGUCCAACAACGAUAAGUACACAUGCACGUUUUGUGACAAGCGCUUCACGCAAGCAUGGAAUCUGAAGAGGCACUUAGUGUCGAUCCACAACGACGCGGCCGCGAAGGGAAAGUGCACCGAGCUUCCCUCUGACCGUCGCCCAUUCGUAUGCGACAAGUGCACUGUUCGGAUCUCGUUUCCUUUCCAUGCGGACUUGCUAUGCCACUUCGAAGAGCAGCACGGGUUUGUUGCAAAGCGUUCGACUUUGCAGUUCGACUCAUCUAAGGAAUUCAGCAUCUGGAUGGCAGCCGAGGAAAGCAAGGAACACGUUCACUUCGUUCUUCGCACCGGAGCCAAGCGUUCCAAAAAUGGUGAAAUGAGACGGAAGUACUACUGCCACCGUUCUGGGUCAUUUCAGAGUGAGAGCAAAGGUGAACGGCAACUAAAAACACAGGGCAGUUGUAAGUCUAAUGUGAAGUGCUUAGCUAUAAUUAAAGCAACAGAGAAAGAUGGCAAGGUGGCAGUAGAGUACCAGGCAGAGCACUACGGCCACCUGAAGGAGCUGAAGCACCAACCACUCUCAAAGACAGAGAAGGAGGCUUUAGCUACUAAACUAAAGCAAGGCAUCCCUGCCCGAAAGGUCUUGGUAGAUGCACGUGCUUCUGGUGGCAGUGAGAUGGGCAGGCUUCAUUUGCUCACAAUGAAGGACAUUGGCAACAUUUCUGUUCAGCACGAAAUUCAAACCAAAGAGCGACGACACAAAGAUCAAUUUGUAAGUGUCGAGAUGUGGGUGGAGGAACUAACCAGGCAACUAGAUUCCCCUGUGCUGUACUUUCAACAGCAGACGCAAAAGGACACCUGUGACUUUGAGCUUGCCCUGAUGACUGCCCCUCAGAAAGACCUUCUUGCUAAGCUUGGUCCCAAGUUCCUGUGCAUUGACUCCACUCAUGGAACAAACGGUCACAAUUUACAGCUGACGACUCUCAUGACAGUUGCAGAAGACCAAUCAGGAAUGCCAUGUGCAUAUCUGAUUUCCAAAAAAGUUGAUGCCGAGACUAUGAUCCGCUUUUUUGAGGCCAUAAAGGAACAAAUUGGCAAACUUGAAUGCGAGGCAUUCAUGUCCGAUGACGCUCCCGCAUACGGUAAUGCAUGGGAGCACGUGAUGGGCCCUGUCAAAAAUCGGAUGCUCUGCACCUGGCAUGUGAACCGCAGCUGGAAAGGAAAAUUGCAGAAAGUCACUAAUGAGGAAAUUCGAAAAACUCUUCAAGACCAGUUGUUCACUCUCAGAAAUUGCAGUGAUGAGGUUGAAUUCCAAGAGGCUUUACCACGCUUUCGCGAUCAGAAACUGGGUAAAGAAGGUGAGGAUUUUCUUAAGUACUUCAGGAGUCAUUAUGCUGGAAGAGCGACUCAGUGGGCGCACUGUUUCAGAAAAGGCAUUCCAUUCACCACUAACAACCAUCUGGAGGCAAUGCACAGGGACCUCAAGUCAAACUACAUGCAUGGAACGCACAACCAGAGGCUUGACAAGCUGCUAAUGAUACUCUUGGAGCUAACUCGUGACCGGCUCUACAAGCGUCUCAAGUCGCUCAUAAAAGGAAAAACAAAUCGGCAUGCCACAGCCCUUUUCCAAAGGCACCAAGAUGGGAUGAAGAUCCCCGCAUCAGAUGUAGAAAAGCUACAAAAUGGCAGUGGAUGGCUUGUGAAGUCCCAGUCCCAGGCUGGAACUAACUACAAUGUCGAAAGAAAGGGUGAUCCCUGUCAGGGCUGCAUCCUUCGCUGCAAGGACUGCGACAUAUGUAUCGACAGUUACCAGUGCACUUGCAAUGACAGCUUGAUUUCAGUUUCAAUAUGCAAGCACAUUCACGCCGUAGCUUACCUGGAGCGUCGUGCGACAACUGUAGAGGAAGUCGAAACUCAGCCAGACAUGGUGCCAUCAACCUCUUGCAAUGCAGCAGGCUCUACAUUGGUCGAUGAGCCCCAGUCUCUCUUGGAUAACAUUCGGCACAGUGUUGAGAUUAGCAUGCAGAAAUCUGAACCAGAUUCGGAGGACGAAAUACGUCUAGCCCUGAAUGCACUGAACGAGUCCCUCUCGAGGAAAAAAUUGAUAAGCGCUUCGAGUCGGGCCAUGGUAGUAGAGUACCUCGCAAAGGCCAAAGAACUAGUUGAUUCUGCACCCGAUGCAUCAUGUCUAAAACCCAAAGUGGUUCCUCACAACAAAAAAAUGGAAAAGCAACCACGGUACAUUUCAACCAAAAAGAGACGCCCUGGUUCUGGUUCCAUGCAUGUAAAGCGUCCAAACAGGUUGGAGCAACAGUCCAUCAUGAAGGACCUUGUAGACAACAGAGUUUCCUCACGGGUAGCAGCAUCCACUUGGCUUCUUGCGGAUGCUGCUGCCUUAGUCCUUAGGGACCAUGACUACUGUGCAGAGCAGUAGACAUGACAAUUGGAAUAAAAAAACAAGGGACAGGAUUCCUUGCUUUUUAGUCCAAUUUUUGUGUGCCAGAAGAACAGCGUUCCUCUUGCACAAAAAGGGCCAGUAUAUGUGGUAGCUUAUUGCAGGGGUGGUCCAGUUUGCCAUUUCUGGCAACUUGAUACAUUCCCGCUUGCCUGCGCUUUGCUGCACCCAAAGGGAAAAAUUGGGCCAAAGUAAACGAAUCUGCAAACGAAAAGGUUUUUGGAAGAGUUUUUGGUUUUGUCUGUAGGUUAGAAGAUUGGUGGAAAUUAUUGAGGGAAAAUUUAAUAGAGUAAAAUUAACUAGCACAGCUAGGGACAGGCAGGGCGGAGGAAAAUUGGGACUCCCUCCCGCACGGCUCCGGCCCAAGGUCUCAACCCUCUCUCUCAGUAGGCCCGAUGUUGGGGUGACAACUGGCUAAACCACCCCUGUUAUUGGUCUAUCUGCUUUGGAGAAUGUCAAGGGAUGCUCGCGCUGAAGGCAAUAUGGGCAUCGCUUCAUAUUCUCCAGCAGCCCGCUUCUGCUAAAUGUUGGCACGAAUCAGUAACAACUGUUCACAGCCAAAGGCUGGCAGUUUAACAUGUUAUCACAGUGUCUCUAGUUGUAUUCUUAAUUUGUUUCAAAGGCUGUUUAGGUUGGAAUGUGUACAUCUUUCGUGUGUUAUUUCAUGUUUUGUUCUCGAGGGGAGUGUGUGCUUGUUAGGUCAUCAAUUUUAUCUAUGUACUACUGUGCAUAUUUUUUCAGAUGUUGCAAAAUUUGGGGUUGGGCUCUUAGUAUAAAAUGGGCUGAUGCUUAAUAUUUUAUGGUAGUGUGCAAUAAAAUUUAUUUAUUAGAUAUUCUUCCUGAAACUGUGGCUUUUCUGUUUUAUUUUACAUAUCACUGUAAAAGAACUUGCAGCUUUCCUUUAGAAAAUGUCAAGGGAUGCUCGCGCUGAAGGCAAGAUGGGCAUCGCCUGACAUUCUCUAACAUCCAGCUUCCACUAAAUACUGAUAACACAUUUUGCUCCAUAUAUAGAUGUUACAUAUAACAUGACAGAGACAGGUCCUUGUAUUAAGUGUUGCAUGUGCAUGUGACCUUGCAGUUAUUUCUUUGUGCACUCUCUGCUUUGUGUCAGAAUUGCAGUUGUGCUGAAAUUUAACUUUUUUUCAAGUGCAAAUCAAAUGUUUUGCAAUCUACAGCUUUCCUUGCUAAUCACUGUUCUAUUGUUUCCUGAGCCGAGAUACAGACACCACUGACCUCUUGGAUUGAAGACUGGUUCACGCAAGUGCACCCCAUUGCGUUACAGUUGCUUACAACAGCUUACACUGAGAUAAUACAUUUUGUUGCUAUGAUAUUCAAGGCUGUGUAAGGAGUCUUUACAACUUUGCUUUGACUUGGGAGAGUUAAAAGCCAAAGCAGAAAUGUAGAUACUUUGAGGGGAAUCGGUGGCCGAGUGGGCUAACGUGUCUCAGCUCGGAGCGUGGUGCAAAAGCUUGCGCUGCGAACUUCCUGGGUUCGAUCCCCGCCGUCACCGCCUGCUUCGUACCGGUACGCGUUCGUGUAAUCACUACUCCGUGACGUAUGUUAAAAACCCCAGGUUAGCGGUUGUACUGCACUGGCUAAAUUUCUCAUCUACAGCUGAGCGAACGGUCAUCCGUUGAGGGGUACCAACAUCAAGGCUCUAUAAACAUACAAAGCAGGCCAAUUUUUUUAGAUACUGUUCCUGCAAUGCAUUGUGGGCCUCUCAGUUGCCAUACCAACACAAUGUAUUGCCUCGUUUUAAGCAAUUGUAAUGCAGUCGGACGCAACUAUCUGAACCAGCCUUAAAAUCUGCCACGGCAAGCCAUUGUGCCUGCGGCCUGCUCGAGAUGACCUGCAGCAGGAGACCAGCCCAGACGUGGGGGCACACACAACUAUGAAGACAGCCCUAACAGUGCAGUGAUAUCUAAAAGAACUUGCCUGGAACUUGGAAGAUGUGGAUACUAAUGUACUACGAGAUUGGUGAUAUUGAAGAUGUCAGCGAGGCAACAGGCGGCCCUGAUGACUUCCGAGCUGUGUGGAGCAUAGUUCAAUGAAGCCAGAGCUACCCCUCAUAGGAAUUCAGGACAGAACAAGGUCAAGGCUGAAUGAAGUGCAGUGGCAAGAAUUGCAACAUAAGAAACAUUGGGAGGCUAUGGUAAAGAAAACCUUUCACAGGCAGUGAUACUCAAUGUUGCUCAAGUGCCAAACCAGCUAUGGACAACAAAGCAAGUCUACAAGUGCCACCCCAAUACAUCAUGGAUGCAGUGCAGUGGUCAGUGUGUGGCAUAGGAAAUCUCUGUAAAUGAGGCGAGGGGACGAAUGUGCAUUGUGUGAACUGGGGCAUGCUAAAUGUGCUCAUUGACAGAUAAUGCAAGGAAAUGGUGCAGUGUAGAUAUAGUGAAGAAUAUCGCUGUUGACAUUUAAGUGUGGGACAUUGUGUGUGUGUGACAGUAGUUAUGUCGGGUGUGUGGUGGGAAAAAUAAAUAAAUUUAAAAAAAAAAA
Ixodes scapularis (black-legged tick) is the source of this 5433-nucleotide messenger RNA. RefSeq lists its product as uncharacterized. The record is from RefSeq and is a predicted model, not a curated record. The coding region runs from base 454 to 2913 and encodes 819 amino acids. The transcript is spliced from 3 exons. Gene Ontology annotation, molecular function: zinc ion binding. NCBI's taxonomy places the organism in Eukaryota, Metazoa, Arthropoda, Arachnida, Ixodida, Ixodidae.